This is a messenger RNA of Colletotrichum orchidophilum, 1311 nucleotides long. RefSeq lists its product as uncharacterized. The coding region runs from base 1 to 1311 and encodes 436 amino acids. The record is from RefSeq and is a predicted model, not a curated record. The transcript has 3 exons. Lineage: Eukaryota; Fungi; Ascomycota; Sordariomycetes; Glomerellales; Glomerellaceae.
AUGGGUAGAUUCGUUCAACUCGGAGCUCUUGCUUGCUGGUACCUGGGCGCGGAGUCCAAGGCGUUGAGAUGGCAGGACGAUACCCCCAGCUGGUCUCCACCCAAGCAGACCAUUGCUGUGAUGAACAUGGAGGAGCUCGGCUUCAGUCCAAAACCGACUGCAGCGCCUGAGCCCGCCAAUGUCGAACUGAAGCUGGCCAAGCGUGUGAGAGGCGAUGACACCUGUGGUUAUAUAUCUGGAGAGUCUACCAACUCCAUCUACUGCGGCACUGGAUCCUGUGUCAUCAACAGCUUCUUCUCCAUUGUCGGGUGUUGCAGCUCCUCGGCGGUCUCGGACUGCACUGAGAUCCCUACGAGCUGUCUCCCAUCAAGGUCGGCGAGUCGCUUCAGCAGUAGUGACACUCGUAUGCAACUCUGCACGGCCGCAACCAGGCCUGAGUGUAUCACCUACAUCUACUCGGGCUCGUUGUUCAACCAUUACACCCUCUAUGCAUGCGCCGCCACUGAGGAGGUAGUCGUCGUUUACGCAAACCCUACAGAUUCCUCCGUCACCCCGGCGUCGACGACAGAGCCGGCAACAAGCCCCAUCAUCAACUCUGUGUCGACCACCUCCACCCCCGGUGCCUCGGAAACGCCUACGAGUCCUACGAGUACCGCGCCUAGCAGCGGCGGCGGCGGCUCUUCUACCCCCGUUGGCGCUAUCGUAGGCGGCGUCGUCGGCGGCGUAGCAGCCAUCGCUCUCAUUGUCUUCGGCAUCAUCUUCCUCCUCCGCAAGAAGAAGAAGAACACCAACGACGUCAACAACAACCAGGCCGCCCACCAGUCUUACGCCGGACCCCCGGCGCCCCAACAGGGACAGCCGCAGAUGUACCAGCAGCCCGCCCCGCCGAUGCAGCAGCCGUCGCCGGGAGGAUACCCUCCCCAACAAGGAAACUACCCGCAGGGCUUCACACCUGUGGACAACAGACAGAGCAUGCUGAAGCAGCCGUACGACGUCACCACGGGCUCUUACGAGCAGAACCACAACGGCGUCAGCCCGCCCGCUAGCCCGCCACCCAACAGCCCGUCGCCCACGUACCAGUCUGGCGUUCCGCAGUAUGUGCCUCCCCAGAACGGUGUCAGCCCGACGCAGGGGGCGUAUCCUCCCCCUCAUCAUCAGCAGCAGCAGCAGCAAGGGGGCUACUACAACGCACCGCCUCCCGCUCAAGGACAACCACCGGCGCCACAGCAGCAGCAUCACCACCAGCAGCCGGGCUUCGCGUCCGAACUGCCUGCUCACAGGGGCGAUAACGAGCUGCGCGAGUUGGCCUGA